GGGCGGGGCGCGGGGCGGGCGCAAUCGGGCGUGGUUUAGGACCCGGGGCGGCUUCCCGGAGCGACGGUGGAACUCCGAAGUUACUCCGGACCUUGGCCCCGACAGUCGGAGCUCUAGGCGCGAUCCUGCCCGCCGUCCUCUGUCCUCGGUCCUCCGUCCGCGGUCCCCCUCUCCUCCGCGCCGGCAUGACGGGCUCGCUGUUCAAGGGAAACUUCUGGAGCACGGACAUUCUCAGCACUGUUGGCUAUGACAGCAUCAUCCAGCACCUGAACAAUGGCCGCAAGAACUGCAAGGAGUUUGAAGACUUUUUAAAAGAAAGGGCAGCAAUUGAAGAGAAGUAUGGCAAAGAUCUGUUGAGUCUCUCCAGGAAGAAGCCAUGUGGACAGUCUGAGAUCAAUACCUUGAAGAGAGCCCUUGAUGUCUUCAAGCAGCAAGUAGACAACGUGGCCCAGUGUCACAUUCAGCUUGCACAGACUCUCCGAGACGAGGCCAGGAAGAUGGAAGAAUUCAGGGAAAAGCAAAAGCUACAGCGGAAAAAGACAGAAACUAUAAUGGAUGCUGCCCACAAGCAAAGGAACUCGCAAUUCAAGAAAACCAUGGACGCCAAGAAGAACUAUGAGCAGAAGUGCCGGGACAAGGAUGAGGCGGAGCAGGCUGUCCACCGCAGUGCCAAUGCGGCUAACCCAAGGCAACAGGAAAAGCUUUUUGUGAAACUGGCAACUUCAAAGACCGCAGUAGAGGAUUCAGACAAAGCGUACAUGCUGCACAUCAGCAUGCUGGAGAAGGUCCGAGAAGACUGGCAGAGUGAGCACAUCAAGGCCUGUGAGGUGUUUGAGGCUCAGGAAUGUGAACGAAUCAACUUCUUUCGGAAUGCAUUGUGGUCACACGUGAACCAGCUGUCACAGCAAUGUGUCACAAAUGAUGAAAUGUAUGAGCAAGUCCGUAAGAGUUUAGAAAUGUGCAGCAUUGAGAAGGACAUCCAGUAUUUUGUGAACCAGCGUAAAACUGGGCAGACUCCACCAGCACCCAUCAUGUAUGAGAAUUUCUACUCUCCUCAGCGGAAUGCAGCCCCACCAGGAAAGACUACAGGGCCCAAUAUAGCAAGGAGAGGACCUCUCCCAGUUCCUAAACAUAUACCAGAUGACCCUGAUUACUCUUUGGUUGAAGACUACAGUUUGCUCUAUCAGUGACAGGAGGGGUGAAAAGGAAGCUUUCCCCAGUCACUGCUUCUAUGACGUGAGGAGAGGCCUGAGAGCAGCCCAAUCCAGAACCAAAUCAUGUCAAUCAUGAAGAUGGCGAUGUGAACCCUUGUUGAAAUUUUUGUUUUGAUAUUUUAAAUUUAUAAUAGACAUCUGACUCAACCUAGCCAAGUAGAAUUCUGCAGAGUUUUGUUUUGUUUCUGUUUUUCUCAGAAAGUUUACGUACUGCCCCAGAAGAAAGAAUUAUUAUUUCCUGGCUAGUACUAAGGUUAUGCUAAGGUGUUGUUUCCUGUGGGGUAGCAAGGCCACUCUGGAUUCUGAGUGUUGGCUCGAGCAGGCCUGCAGAGGGCUGUGCCAGGUUUCAGGAUGCUCCUUGGGCUGUGGGAAGUAAGACCAUGGAAACAGCGUCACCCUCUGUCAGUGGUGCAACGUUUAAAAUUAUCCCUGUUCUUGGCUGGAAGACGUAGAAGCAUCCAAUGGACUUGCUCAUUUUACAGUUGGAGAAACAAGACGCCGCAGUGUGAGGUCGAUUUCUUUACAAUUCUGACAGCUAUCGAGAGGCAGAACCAGACCUGGAGCAUCAGUUCAUUGUACAGUACUGUUCUUCUGGUCCUCUGUGAGGCUGCUGUGCUCAUGCUCAGGUUAAAGAAGGACAGGCUGGAUCAGGGAGUAAGGGUACCUGUGCAAAUCUAACAGCCUGAGCUCCAUCGCUGGGACACACAGAAGGGUAUAAGGGGGCAACCACUCCAGAGCAGGCCUCUGCAUGAGCUGGAGCAUGCACACAGCUGUGACUGACAUGCAUGCGUGCAUACACACACACACAUUUAUGAAGGGUAUUUGGCCAAUAUUUUUUCAGCUAGUAAAAUUACUGGGAUUAAAGUGUCAGAAUCAUUUUGAUAAAAAUUGCUGUGUAUUGAAUGAACAACAGUUAAGAGAGUAUUUAAUCUGUGAGGCUAUGGAUUGUAAGAUACACUUUUAUUGUGUGUAUCUAGGAAGGUAUGGCAGGGAGUUGCCAAUUAAGCUGUUGUAGUCUGUAGAUUGCCAACCUCACUUGAUUUUGGGACAGUAAAGUUGAAAAAAAAUUACAUUCAAAGAAAUAGGUUAUUUUAACUAUUCUUCAAGGAAAUUCAGAAUUUCAAAGCCCUCUUCAAUCUCGGGUUUUCAUAGAAAAUCCCUUGCUGUGCUCUGGGAAAUUUAGACAGGCAUCCUUACUCUUUUACAACUGUUUGUUGCUCCCUUUGCUACCCCCACAUUGCAGGGAGAUCAUGUACUGUUUACACCUCAGAAGGUGGGUACUUCAGUUAUGACGAGUUACAUGGCACCGUUCCUUAUUUGGCAUGUUGUAAGUAUCUGUGUCACCUUGAAGGGCAAGCAGGUUCCUCUCCUCUGUGCUGUAGCUUUCCCAGGACUUUGGACAAUUGGCUAAAAUAAGACUGAAAGCUGGGCAUGGUGUAGAUCGCCUAUAGUCCCAGCAUGCUGGAGGCUGACACAGGAAGAUCGUGAGUUUGAGGUUGGCCUAGGUACAUAGCAAGAACCCAUCUUAACCCCUUUGCCCACAAAAAGGUUGAUUAUGUCCCCUCUCAAUAGAAGAUGCCCCCAGCCAUGGAAGCUUCUUGGCAUCGCAGGAAAUUUGCACCAGUUUGGCAUCUUUUGAGAAACUCAGGUUUGCAAAAGCACAUUGACUUCCCCAAACUAGACAGCCUCAGGAAAUUGCCUGUUGCACACAGAACGUUCUGUUUUUAAGUAUAUUAUUUAUUGUUGGUCUUCAGUAAUUUGUAUUUUCUAUCAAUCAGCAUAAUUGAUGUAAACAUGUUUUAUGAGUGUAAAACAAUAUUAAUUUUAUUGCUUUGUUUCUGCUUGACAUGAAAUAAAAUAAAAGUUUCUGAUGAUUUGAGAUUUAA
Meriones unguiculatus (Mongolian gerbil) is the source of this 3100-nucleotide messenger RNA. RefSeq names its product proline-serine-threonine phosphatase interacting protein 2 (gene Pstpip2). The transcript has 15 exons. Gene Ontology annotation, molecular function: actin filament binding. NCBI's taxonomy places the organism in Eukaryota, Metazoa, Chordata, Mammalia, Rodentia, Muridae. Gene Ontology annotation, cellular component: actin filament; cytoplasm; plasma membrane. The record is from RefSeq and is a predicted model, not a curated record. Gene Ontology annotation, biological process: actin filament polymerization. Bases 186 to 1190 code for a protein of 334 amino acids.